This is a messenger RNA of Armigeres subalbatus, 3029 nucleotides long. Its product is annotated as proton-coupled amino acid transporter-like protein CG1139. Lineage: Eukaryota; Metazoa; Arthropoda; Insecta; Diptera; Culicidae. Gene Ontology annotation, molecular function: L-amino acid transmembrane transporter activity. The record is from RefSeq and is a predicted model, not a curated record. The coding region runs from base 1022 to 2449 and encodes 475 amino acids. The transcript is spliced from 8 exons. Gene Ontology annotation, biological process: amino acid transmembrane transport.
CCAACAGUCGACCAACUGCAGCCGGCCGAACCAGAUCAAAUCAUCACGGAGAUAGCGACGCCGUCGAAGCCACCGGACGUGUUUUGGUUUUAUUGCUUUGGAAGGAAGCGGGCGUUUGUAUAGAAGGCGCGCGCGAUUUAAAAUUCGGUUCCUACCGGUUGGCGUGUGCCGAAGUCGAUAUAAGAUUUUCGUCAGUAACUAGUCUUCCACUAAGGUAGUGUGGUGUCGCCGGUGCGGCAAAGUGUGAUAGUGCUCGUAUCUGGAUGCCUUCUUUGAGGUACAUCUAGCGUCUGGUGCGUUGUUGACACUGACUGCCUGCAGUUGUGGGUUAGUAGUUCUGCGAGCUAAUACACAAAUCCUCGAUCGCGUAGUCGGUCCGUCCGCCAGGAGCUACACGUGAUUUUUGGCACUGCAUCGCAACCGAUCUGCCAGUUGGUCGUGGGUCGUGGACGAGUUCGGUUCGGUUCUCUCUCUCGCAUAAAUUGGGGACUUUGGAUCUUUGCGUUGAGUUGAGUAGCGGCUUGAUUCCGGAGUUCUCGGAGGCGAUUCUUAAGAGACGCCAAAGGAGUUGUCGCUGGAAUAAUUACGAGCAAACUUUGCGAGACUAGAACUCGUUACAAAAAGUUGUCUACAUUUUUGUUGUGCCGCCCAAGGCGAAUGUCAAUGCAGCUUUUACGGUAGUUACAGUGUGUGGUGUUACGAAUCAGCUGUGCAAACCAUAUUAGGGUAAACAAUUAAAACUAGAUUGUGUGCAAAAGUUCAGAGCUGUGGCGGGUUAUUCUUUAGCUCUGUGUGCUACAACGGUGCGAGAGGUGGCGUUUAAGCUAGACGACAGCAACGACGAAGGUGCGCAUUAGUUAGCGUUCGAGUGGCAACAAUUUGGAAUUCCGGUUGGUUUCAGCACCGGUGAACCUCUCGUGAUUGCGAAUCGAACGCUAAACACGUUCAAAGUAUUACUGCGUGGAAUAUAAGUACAACCGCUGUUGUCCAAAAACGCAUUUCAAGAUAAAAAUAUCUCAAAAUGACCGUAGACAAAGGUCAUAGCAAUACGGCGUUCGUAGGAGAUGAGCAGGUGCCAAGCAAAAAAUCUACUGCAGCUAAAACGAUCAGUGCCAACAGUUAUGUGCUCGAAAUUCAGGACAAAAAGCAUGGUAUAGAGGUAGACUACAACCCGUACGAACACCGGCACGUGGAGCACCCAACCACAAGCAAUGAAACGUUGAUCCAUCUGCUGAAAGGCUCUCUCGGUACGGGCAUUCUGGCUAUGCCCAACGCUUUCCAUCACGCCGGUUGGUUGGUGGGUUCCAUCGGUACCCUGCUGAUCGGUAUACUGUGCACCUACUGUAUCCACCUGCUGAUCAAGGCUGAGUACGAGCUGUGCCGGCGGAAACGAGUUCCUAGUCUGAACUAUCCAGCUGUGACCCAAACCGCCCUCAUGGAAGGGCCCGAUGCGCUCAAACCCCUCGCCAAUGUGAUAAUACACAUAAUCAACGUCUUUCUGCUCAUCUACCAGUUGGGAACAUGCUGUGUUUAUGUCGUUUUCGUUGCAUCCAACAUUAAGGCAAUCGCCGACUAUUACACCGAGACUCCCACCGACGUGCGGUUGUUUAUGCUGAUCAUCUUGCUGCCAUUGAUCUUGAUCAACUGGGUUAGAAAUUUGAAAUUUUUGGCACCCUUCUCGACGCUGGCUAAUUUUAUCACACUGGUAUCGUUCGGAAUCAUCCUGUACUACAUUUUUCGCGAGCCGAUCACGUUUGAGGGCAAAGCGGCUGUCGGAAACGUUACCGAGUUUCCGCUGUUCUUCGGUACGGUGCUGUUCGCCCUGGAGGCCAUCGGUGUGAUUCUACCGCUCGAAAAUGAGAUGAAGAAGCCUAACAAAUUCGGAGGAAACUUUGGGGUACUCAACAAAGCGAUGAUUCUGAUUGUAACGCUUUACAUCGGAAUGGGAUUCUUUGGUUAUUUGAACUAUGGAGCAGAUGCCAAGGGCUCAAUCACACUGAAUCUACCGGAGAAGGAGAUUUUGGCCCAGAGCGUCAAGGGAAUGCUGGCUUUUGCCAUCUACAUCACUCACGGAUUGGCAUGCUACGUGGCAAUUGACAUCACCUGGAACGAUUACGUCAAGAAACGGUUUGGAGACUCGCCACGAAGUGUUUUCUAUGAAUACAUCGUCCGGACCGUAUUGGUCUUGAUCACAUUCCUGCUGGCCGUAGCCAUUCCCAAUCUGGAGCUGUUCAUCUCGCUGUUUGGUGCACUAUGUCUGUCGGCGCUGGGAAUUGCUUUCCCUGCUCUGAUCCAAACCUGCACCUACUGGCACGAUAGACACGGAUGGGACAAAACUUGGAUGAUCAUCAAGAACGUCAUCAUCGGCGUUAUUGCCAUUGUGGGCCUGGUGGUUGGAACUACCACCAGCUUGAAGGAAAUUGUGCAAACAUUCUUCGAGCAUGAGUAGGAUAAGUUCAGUUGAAAGCUGUCCUCAAAGUCCAGUGAUGACAUCUAAUUAGAAGAAAGAAUGCGCAGUGAAAAGUUCACGUUAAACGUGAACCAAUGAGUAUUAUCACGUCCUAUGUCGUUGCAGGUUCGACUACAACCAGCCAACGAAGAGGGACUUGUUUAUUUGCUCGGUUUGAGGCAGGAUAAACCUUUUUCUCGAACUUUUAAGAGCUUCAAUGCAUUCCUAAAACAGUUUUGAACUGUUUGUAGAUAGAACUUGAACUAGUAGUAUUGUUCAGUAUCUGUAGUUUGUAGAACAUUUCGAUGAGCAACCCACGGACACCCUAAUGUAUUAUUUAGUGAGUUAAUUGUCAUACUUUUAAUAUGUAUAUUUGAAGUCUAUUAUUACAAUAAACCAAUGUGCCAAUUCAAUGAACAAUAUAUUUGUUUAUACAUUAUGAGCGACACUAAGGAACCAAAUUUGCAAAAGGUUUCGAGAGAAACUUUCGAAAGUAGAUAUUUACGAAUAUUUUUAUGUAAAAAUUAUUAUAGAGUGAACUUUGGAUAAUCGAAUAUACAUAAACAGUAACAAUUAUUGA